This is a messenger RNA of Schistocerca gregaria, 2422 nucleotides long. Its product is annotated as leucine-rich repeat protein soc-2 homolog. NCBI's taxonomy places the organism in Eukaryota, Metazoa, Arthropoda, Insecta, Orthoptera, Acrididae. The record is from RefSeq and is a predicted model, not a curated record. The transcript has 3 exons. The coding region runs from base 1 to 1509 and encodes 502 amino acids. Gene Ontology annotation, molecular function: protein binding.
AUGGGUACUGUUAUAUCUAGAGAUAGAGAUAAGAGCUUAUACUAUACGUUAGAUCUCAAUGAGAAACCCCUAGACCGAUGGAUAUCUGAGUCAAAGCACCUGUUGAAGACCAUCGAAAGGCUUGAUAUUUCCCGCCAAGAUUUGGUGGAGUUGCCACCUCAAAUCACGCGGAUUACGAAUCUCAAAUAUUUACAGGUAUACGAUAAUCAGCUGAAAACCUUACCGAAAGAAAUAGCUAAGCUGAAUAAGUUGAUGGUGUUGCUAUUAAACGAAAACUCCGUGGUUGAGCUACCUCCUGAGAUAGGUUUUUUAACAAAUUUGAAGAUAUUGGAUUUACGUUUUAAUAAGCUCCAGAAUUUGCCAGAGCAAAUAGGCCAAUUAACAAAUUUACAGCAGUUGUUAUUACGUUUUAACAAAAUAGAGAAAUUACCGGACACGAUAAGUAGGCUGGUUAAUUUGCAGGUGUUAUCGGUGAGAAACAACAGAUUGAAUGAAUUAACUAAAUCUGUGAACAGUUUGAGCCAGUUAUCAUUGCUGGACUUACAGCACAACUCAUUGUCGAGUUUACCGGAUUUGAACAAUUUGUCGAUGUUGAAAACAUUAGACCUGCAGUAUAAUCAACUGAAUGCAUUAUCAUCGUCAAUAGUGAGCCUCAGUUCACUGACUAGUUUGCAUUUGAAAUAUAAUCAGAUCGCAGAGUUGCCCAAAAAUUUUGGCUUAUUGAAAGAGUUAGAAGAGUUGGAUUUAGAGAGUAAUAGACUGAGUGACUUGCCGAGUUCGCUGAAGGAGUUGGUCAAGCUCAAAAAGUUAUAUUUGAACCGCAAUAAUUUUGUCAAAUUACCGAAAUGUAUGGAAUAUAUGACGGGAGUCAAUGAGUUGUUUUUGAACUCGAAUAAUCUGAGCGAGUGUAACGUGCUAUCGAAGCUGACAGCAUUGCAGACGCUCAAUUUAAGUGGAAAUCAGUUUGAAGAGUUUCCGACGUGUAUCAGAAAUCUCUCUUUAUUGAGAGAUUUAGAUUUGAGUAACAACAAUAUAGCUAAAAUAGACGAUGAACAAUUUUUCAAGAAUCUAGGCAAGCUACAGACGCUUAACUUAUCAGCCAAUGCCUUGUCAGAGUUGUCGUCGGAUAUUGGACUUUUGAUGUCGCUGGAAAAGUUGAACCUCGCGGAAAAUCAGUUUCAGAAAUUGCCGAUCGAGAUAUGCAAUCUGUCCAAUUUGGUGGAACUUAAUUUAGAAGAAAAUGAACUCGAAGAGUUACCAGCUCAAAUUGGCAGUUUAUCAUCGUUAGAGGUUCUCCAUGUGAACAGGAACCUGCUGAAGAACCUGCCGAAUCAAGUAUACCUGCUACCACUCAAGGUCUUUGGCAUCGAUAACAAUCCACUAGAUAUGAUUCCGAGAGACAUCGUUGAAGCAGGGUCCCAGGAUACCUUCAACUACCUGGGUAGGAGGCUACAGAACUUAGAAAUGUGGCCGGAUCACCAAUUGAACGAUGAGACAGAACUUGAGUAAUAAGCUACUUAGUAGCGCAUACUGGAGGGAUAGAAAUAAGAUGGGGCGAGUACAUGUACUGGCACUGAAAAAUACAAUCCCUCGUCUCCUUUCUUUUUUUGUAAUCUUACUCUACAUUCCCCUUUGCAUUGAGACAUUUAGGUGAUACAUCCGCACAUACGUUAGUUUAUCCUUUUCAGAAAAGGAUAAGACUUUAAGGUGACAUGUAUAUGCAACGUCACGGUCAAUGAUGCAGAUCGCUGCAUCUGCAAAUAAAGAGGUUCGGAAGAGAAACAAAAAGGGACAAGCUCAAAAAAAACUUCAUAUCUUCGAUCCUGAAAAGGCUGCAGUUUGUAGUCUUACUACUACCUUUUUUUGCCCUUUCGAUAGCCAAGCACGUCAGAGAAAUUAGCCUCACGACUCAGCUAACUUUUUUUGCGAGGCCGUGUCUGCCCGUUCAAACUUUAGCAACGCAUAUUGACCGUCGUUCUAAAUUUUUUUUUUAAAUACAGAUCAAAAUUUCAUUCUAGAUCUUGUGGCUAUUUGAGCAGGAAAAAUGGUCAACGUACCUAAGACUUGUCGUGUUCGCUGUCGCUCAAAUAGAUGCAAGAAGCACACCAUCCACAAGGUUACGCAAUACAAGGCUAGCCCGGAGCGCCUCGUGAGUCAAGGCAGGCGUCGUUAUGACCGCAGAAAGGCUGGAUAUGGUGGCCGAGUCAAGCCACUUCUCAAGAGGAAGGCUAAGACGACCAAAAAAGUGGUCCUCCGUCUGGAAUGUACCAAGUGUCAAUUCAGACAUCUGAAGGUGCUUAAACGAUGCAAAAAGUUUGAGCUAGGUGCUGAAAAGAAGAGCAAGAACUCGGUUAUCAACUUUUAGGGUGGCAAAAUCUGGUGCAUUUGCGCAUUUUAGUAAAAGAACUGAAAAAAUUUCUGA